This is a messenger RNA of Solea senegalensis (Senegalese sole), 1331 nucleotides long. RefSeq names its product ankyrin repeat domain 46b (gene ankrd46b). Gene Ontology annotation, molecular function: protein binding. Bases 148 to 834 code for a protein of 228 amino acids. Lineage: Eukaryota; Metazoa; Chordata; Actinopteri; Pleuronectiformes; Soleidae. The record is from RefSeq and is a predicted model, not a curated record. The transcript is spliced from 4 exons.
GAGGAACGAGCUAACGCCGUCAACAGCACAACAACAACAACACUCGGCUAACAGCGUUAGCUCCGAGGAAAGGCGGAUUUAUUUGUUUCUGCUCAUUUUGGGAAAACACCAACAGGUACGCUGGAAUUUUCUGACACCCACUCAGACAUGUCCUAUGUCUUCAUCAACGACUCGUCGCAGACCAGCGUGCCUCUGCUGCAGGCCUGCAUCGACGGAGACCUGCCCUUCGCCAAGAGGCUCCUGGAGACCGGGUGUGACCCCAACAUCCGCGACAACCGCGGCCGCACCGGCCUCCACUUAGCCGCCGCCCGUGGCAACGUGGACAUCUGUCGCCUCCUGCACAAGUUUGGUGCCGACUUGCUGGCAACGGACUAUCAGGGGAACACAGCGCUGCACCUGUGUGGACACGUGGACACGAUACAGUUCCUGGUGUCCAACGGACUGAAGAUUGACAUCUGUAACCACAACGGCUCCACUCCUCUGGUUCUGGCCAAGAGACGCGGCGUCAACAAGGACGCCAUUCGCCUGCUGGAGGGUCUGGAGGAGCAGGAGGUGAAAGGCUUCAACAGAGGAGCUCACUCCAAACUGGAGACCAUGCAAAUGGCCGACAGCGAGAGCGCGAUGGAAAGCCACUCGUUACUCAACCCGAACCUGCAGAGCAGCGAGGGCGUGCUGUCCAGCUUCAGGACCACCUGGCAGGAGUUUGUGGAGGACCUGGGCUUCUGGAGGGUUCUGCUGCUGCUCGUGGUCAUCGCCCUCCUCUCGCUGGGCAUCGCCUACUACGUCAGCGGAGUCCUGCCCUUCUCCACCAGCCAGCUGGAGCUGGUGCACUGAGGGGGGGUGGGGCAGGGCGUCUGGAGAGCGAGCGAGUGCACGGCGGCAGCGGUGGUGAGGAGUUUGUGAAAUAAUCAGCUUUUCUGCUGUUCGUAUAAAGACACUCGCAUUUUUUCUUUUCAGCAAAACAUUUUAUCUUAUUAUGAGUUAAGCAAAAGUCACUAUCACCGUUACUUUCAGGGAUAGUUCAGGUGUUUUUUGUUGAAGUGUGAGUGUAGUGGUACAUGGUCUGUGCUGUGAGGACCAGCCCGAGACUCGAAAUCUACGUCAGCUUAAGUCUAUUUCUAUUUCUAAGUAUUUCUACAAAGCAGCUUUAACAGAAACCUCGUGUUCCCCUUUUCACACAAUAUGUCGAUCAGUGUUUCUCAGACCCCAGAUGUUCUCGGUGUCCUCAAAUGACUUUUGUAAAAUUGACUUUAAAUGCCGAAUUUUACAAAAUAAGACAUUUGAAUUUAAUGAUGGAGGCAGCAGUGGAUCAACAGCUCCUGUGUGCUGUG